GCCGAAGGUUGGCCUUGGGGGAAGGUACUGGUGGAUUGCGGCAUCUGUGGGUGCAGCAGGAUCUGAUGCUGUGUUAUGAAACGGCGCGAUCCAAUGCCUGGGAUGGUGAUAGGAGGGUGAUGCUGUCUCUGAUAUCUAUAUGUUGUCUCCCACGGUGGCGGCCAUCGGUCUUCCUUUUGCCUCCUCCCGCACCAAGACAUGCGUAUUGCAUUGCGCCAGAAGACUCUUUGUCAUCCCCGGGAGAUAACGAAUAGAUUGCUCGCAGCGAGGUGCGGGGGCGGAAUCGGUGUCAAGACCAGAGACAACGGGGCCCUGGGCUGGGGACACGGUGGCACGUCGGCAGUUCAGCUUCAUCAGAACGAUCGAAGUAGGAGUUGGUGUCUCGAAGAUCAGGCGGAUGUCUGAUUUAAGAGGGGAAGGUGUGUCGUCGUGUUUUGCGCUUUCGAUCUGGAACUCGACAGGUGGUUCUUGGACAGAUACUGAGGAAGUUUCUGGAAGCAAUUAACGGCGUGAGAUUAACUUGUCAAAGACAAAUGAACCGCUGGAGCAGGAACGAGCGACAGGACAAGCGUUCCUGCUCCUCUAGGUUCUCUGUCGACCACUCCUCUAUGGCAGCUGCGGCCAGCUAACUGUUUGGCUGCGUCUUGAGCUUGAGCCGCGAGAAAACGCGCUCUCUCUCAGGCCCGAAGCCUCUUGACUUCAGAAGACCUCGAGCAUCAUUGAUGUCAUGGUUUCCGCCAGUUCUUAACUAUCAGCUGGUGUGUGGAGAAGAACACCUCUUUGUGUGUCAGCCGAAAACAUCAAGAGACCGAGGAAUUUCGUCAUGUUUACUUACCGCCGUCAAACCGGUGAAGAAUUAUAACCUUGUCUGUCGACCGGUAUGGAUACAUAGCGGCUCAUCAAACCGCCGGUGGCCAUAACUCCAUCAACAGGAGGAGAAGGUGGGUUCGAAAUGCCGCUUGCUUUUUGAUGCUGGUGGUACUUAUACCUCCCUCACCAGCAGUUCUGAACAUCUGGCUGUCAGUAUCCAGCUUUCACCAUCAGUCAAUCUCAGUUCAGCUUGUUCCUCGAAUUCUAACUCUCACCAACCGCUACCAUGCAGCUCGCCAAUUUUGCCAUCACCUUCAUCGGUCUCUUCACCGUCGCCGAAGCCAUCAAGAACUGCCAGAGCUACACAGCCGAUGUGAGAGAGACUCUCUGGAACUCACCCGCCGAGAUGGACUGCUACGCCAUCCAAGCCACCGGCGAGAGCCAAGAAUGUACUUACAAGGCCUCUGACGGUCAGGUGCAGCUUGCUGCAUCUGCUAGCUGCCACCUCCAAGUUCGGGUCAAUGGCGAUGGCAACGAGAUUACCUUUGGCAACCAGGAUGCGGCUGAGAUUGUCAAGUUGGCGAUCUCAAAGUAUCAGGCGACUCUCGACGGUGUUUUGCGUGUUGGCGGACAGGGAACAGUGACCUGUGGCGGCAAGUCGGCCAAUUGGUCUAUCCAAUAGAUUGGGCAAGACGGCGAACUCUCGUCGGACAAUUCAUUGUCCGCAGGCGGUACGAGUAAAGGAGGAAGAUUAAAAGAAAAAGAAGCAGAAGGCAAUCGAAGAAGAAAAGCCGUAGUUGGAACCGUACCUACAAAGGUAGUAGAAA
Messenger RNA from Podospora pseudocomata, 1637 nucleotides. RefSeq lists its product as uncharacterized. The record is from RefSeq and is a predicted model, not a curated record. The transcript is spliced from 2 exons. Bases 1097 to 1492 code for a protein of 131 amino acids. NCBI's taxonomy places the organism in Eukaryota, Fungi, Ascomycota, Sordariomycetes, Sordariales, Podosporaceae.